This is a messenger RNA of Diachasmimorpha longicaudata, 2998 nucleotides long. It is a transcript of the gene Diap2, whose product is annotated as baculoviral IAP repeat-containing protein 7. Gene Ontology annotation, molecular function: ubiquitin protein ligase activity; cysteine-type endopeptidase inhibitor activity involved in apoptotic process. The record is from RefSeq and is a predicted model, not a curated record. Gene Ontology annotation, cellular component: nucleus; cytoplasm. The transcript is spliced from 6 exons. Gene Ontology annotation, biological process: negative regulation of apoptotic process; regulation of cell cycle; positive regulation of protein ubiquitination. Lineage: Eukaryota; Metazoa; Arthropoda; Insecta; Hymenoptera; Braconidae. Bases 446 to 2164 code for a protein of 572 amino acids.
GAAGAUGGGAAAUGGAUUCAAAUUUUAUCUCCCUGAUUGAACUUUGUGAAAAUUCCUGGAUCGUAAAUGAAAUAAAAUCCAAGUAGUGAAGUUAAUUGUCAGGAGUGUCACUGAUUGAUUAGAUUGGUCAUGAUUUCAUUAGAGGAAAAAUGAUGACCAUCGAGCUGUCAAACACUGUAGUUUGCCAUAACCUUGAUUACAUAUGAUCUUCCAAUUUGUUUACCACAAAUCUGAUUGUUAUGAGUGUGAGGUAUUCCAGUUGAUGAGUAAGCACUGAACACCUCGUCGAUUACAUAAUUUAACCUACAAUACAUUAUCAACGGAUAUUGUGACAUGUUGUGAAUUAUGAGAGAGGCGGGGAGUAUGUGGCGACCUAGAAAAGUUUUUUGAUGACAGUGUCUCGAGGGAAAUUGCCGAGGAAAUUGUUUUUAAAAUCGAUUGGAUAAUGAAUAUUGAGGAGAAUCGUCUGAGAACCUUCAGUGACUGGCCCCAGGACGCAGCUGUCAAUGCCACCAGAAUUGCAAAGGGUGGAUUUUACUAUACCGGCCACUCUCUGGAGGUCCAGUGCUUCAUCUGUGGUAUUAGAAUAUCCGAUUGGAAUUAUGGUGAUCAAGUGAUGGUGAGACACAGACAGGCAGAGCCCAACUGUCCAUUUGUCAGGAAUCCCGCUACUACUUGCAAUGUGCCAAUUGUUGAAUCACUCGAGAGCAUCACUUCUCAGCCAACAUCGUCUUCACGUGGAUCACGAGGAAGUGAUGCACGCGGUGAUGGUGAUCAGGCCUCCUGGGCAACAACAAUUGUCCAGAGUGAAAAUCCCAGGGUCGAGUAUGGCAGCUUUGCACAGAGACUUACUUCCUUUCGGAAUUGGCCGAGCACUGCUGCUGUUACACCUGAGCAGCUUGCCAGGGCUGGAUUUUACUACCUCCAGUCGGAAGAUAUGGUGGAGUGUGCUUUUUGUAGAGGAAUCAUGAGAAUGUGGGAAGUGGGGGAAGAUCCAGACGUUGAGCAUCGAAUUGGAUUUCCCCACUGUGAUUUUUACGCGCAGCAGGAAUCCAAUUCAGGGCUGUCGACGGACAAAGAGGAAUUAGGAAAUGUUAAAUUACUUUCGGCACCGGCUGCGGAUUUACACAGACUAGGAAUUCAGAAGCACUCCGCCCCUAGACAACCUAAGCAUGCUACCUAUGAGGGCAGAUUACGAACAUUCCAAGGGUGGCCGGAGAAUCUUAGACAGACACCUGAAAUGCUUGCGACAGCUGGUUUUUAUUAUGUUGCUUCAGGAGACCAAGUUCGAUGUUUUCACUGCGACGGAGGUCUCCACAAUUGGGAAACAGACGACGAUCCUUGGACGGAGCACGCCCGUUGGUUCCCCAAAUGCGGAUACGUUGCAAUGGUUCGUGGCCAGGAGUUCAUUCGUCACUGCGUUGAUAAUCGACCUCCCCUGGAUCCUCUGAUAUUCUUAGGAGUGGCUGAAGAUGGUGAGGAGGAUGUUACAGGUACAUCGAUGGGCUCAUCAAGAUCCUCGGGCUCAACAUCCACAUCCCGGAGCAGGCCAAUUUCAGAUUCACAACUGGAAGAGCUUUUGCUCUCAACACCAGCGAUAGCAGCCCUUCAGAUUGGAUUGAAUGUUGGUAGAGUCAAAAGGGCACUGAGAGAACGAAUGGAAACAAUGGGUACACCGUAUACAAAUGCUGAUCAGCUGAUUGAACAUGUUCGUCAUAUUCAUUUGAAUGAGGAGAGCAAUGGACUUGACAAUAAUGUGGAAUCAUCGUCCUCCGAGCUUGCAACAUUGCUGAGUCACGUGAUAAGCGUGCAGUCGUCAUCAAACCGAGCCCCAGAAUCAGCGCGAACGAAUGGCAAACAAAACGAUAUGAAAUUCAAGAAGAACUCUGACCAGGAAAAUCGAGACGAUCCCGGACACUCAGAUGACAAAAGUGUACAGAGGAAAACGGAAAAUGGAAUGAGCGACGAGCCACUAUCUCUGGAGGAAGAGAAUCGAAGGCUGAGGGAGGCUCGUUUAUGCAAAAUAUGCAUGGACCGAGAAGUAUCCGUUGUCUUUCUACCCUGUGGUCAUCUUGCUACCUGCAUACACUGCGCUCCAUCACUUGCUGACUGUCCCAUGUGUCGACAGGAAAUUCGUGCUACUGUUCGCACAUUUCUUGCUUAAGGGAUCUCGUUAAAAUUUGUCUCGACGACAGAACUACAUCAGAUUAGUUUUUUAGUAUUAAUUCCAGACGAAAGAAAAUAUUGUUCAAGUUAAUUUAAUAACUUAUUUGAGAGAAGUUGCGCUGAGUUUAGGGUACCAAAGAGUUAAAACUUAUUGAAUAAUGGAUAUUUCGAUAAUGCUAUUCAAUACAUGCGAUUUUGCAUGAUAAUCUUUUAGUGUUGGAUAUGAAAAUUCAAUGAAAAAUAUCAGAUAAAUUUUUUUAUUAAAAAAAAGACAAAUGAAUGAGUUAUGGGCGAUUGAAAAGUUCCGAUUAGGGCGUGAACUAGAACUUCUUGAUUUUUCUUUUUUUCUUAAUAAAAAAUAUUUACCGGAUAUUUUUCAAUUAAAAAAAAUCAUGCAAUAAUCCAAUUGAGUGGAAUGAGGGAACCAUAGUACCUUGGGUUAUCAAUGCAAAAUUUGGUGCUAGACUCACGAGAUAUUUCUUUGCAGUUGAUUCAUUACCAAGACACAUUGACCCUUUUUUCCUCCCCGACUGAUGCCAAGCCUGUUAAACAGUUCAUUCCACUAUUGAAUUCAUCUGUUGUUACCUGAAUCAGCUUUCGCAAUUGAACUAUUGCUGGUGUCCCCAUUGUUUUAAAUAAUUUCAAGACAAUGGAGGUGAUUCAGCGUAAAAAGAAACCGAGCCUUAGCAACCAUCAAAUAUUUUUCUGCUGUAUUCCUGUAGAAAAUUUAGGAAAAAAAUAGAACUCCAGAGGACGAUAUAAAUAGCUGUAUAUAUCAUUGUUCAAUGUUGACUCAGUUUAAUGCUAAAAUACAAAAUCCAAUUAGAAUUGA